AUGAACAAGAACUUUUUUUUUCUAAUCUGCAACGCCAUUCUCUUCUUCCUCACCAAAACCUCCCCCAUAGCCCGCCCUCUCGAUCUCAACCGCCUGCAAGUAGUGGUAGAGGCAGAAACCUAUUCAGAUAGGCAUAUAAAGUUGGACGAAGAAGAAGAAGAUGAUGAUGAUGAUGAUGCUGACGAUGAAGAGUCAACGAAGGUGUUUGAAGAAGAGCAAGUGAAAGUAGAUCAUGAAUUCGAGCAUUCGAGUCUCCAAGUUUCGAUCAAGAGAGCAGAGAAUGAAAUUGAGCUACAAGAUUGCUUCCUUUUCAAAGAAGUGGAUGAUCGAGAUGAAGAGGUGAUUAUUGGCAAUGGAAAGGAGGAAGUUGAUGAAAUAGAGAAGCUGAGUGACGAUGAAUUGAACCAGAAAUUUGAAGAUUUCAUAAGGAGGAUGAAGGAGGAGUUUAGAAUUAAUGAUUAUCAACACAAUCAGUUAAUCUUGGUCAAGUAA
Salvia splendens (bonfire salvia) is the source of this 492-nucleotide messenger RNA. Its product is annotated as acidic leucine-rich nuclear phosphoprotein 32 family member E. NCBI's taxonomy places the organism in Eukaryota, Viridiplantae, Streptophyta, Magnoliopsida, Lamiales, Lamiaceae. The transcript has a single exon. The record is from RefSeq and is a predicted model, not a curated record. Bases 1 to 492 code for a protein of 163 amino acids.